AUGUCUAUCCGUGUUCUGAUCAAAGAUUACCCACACCGCGCAAUCGCCCUCGCUACCUCGACCCACACCCUCGUCCUCCGACACAGCGCGUCCACCACCGAACAGACGGGGAACCCCAAUGCCUCGUCCACGUCACUGGGGAGCAACGGCGCCGGCGUCGCGCGCUGCAUGGUCGAGUUCACCCGCCUGGAGGAAAUCGAUCUAGAAGACUACCGCGCGCUGCAUUCGGUCAACGUACACGGCACACUGGGCUUGAUCACCGUCAAUAGCGAUGUCUUCCUCGUCGUCGUCAAUGGCGCGAGCAAGGUGGCGACAGUACGGCCUGGCGAGACGGUGCAGAGGAUAUACUCGGUCGGCUUCUACUGCCUGACCAGCACAAGCUACGAUACCCUGCUCAACGACGAAGUCAACCCCUACCCCACGGAUACAAUCGAUGACGAAGGAUAUGAGAUGGGCUUCGGUGGCAGGAAGGAGCAAUCGCCCAUGGAACACCCGUGUCUGGCGCUCAAGAAGAUACUCAGCAGUGGAACCUUCUAUUACAGCUCAGACUUCGACCUCACCAGACGCUUACAAGACCGCACAACCGACGCCGCAACCGUUUCUAUCGACAGUCUAGACGCUGGCUUUCUAUGGAACUCAUACAUGAUCCAGCCACUGGUGGACUUUAGGAGCCGCCUUGCGCCGAGGGAGAAGGACGCUUUGGAUGCUUCGGGGAUCUUGACAUCUGCCAUCCGCGGUUUCGCACUCACCAUUACGAUUCCCAAGUCUUCGGCCCCCAUUAGGGUACAGGAUUCAGGCAUGCCGUCGUCCAUGACGCUCAUCUCAAGAUUAUCCUGCAAGCGGGCGGGCACAAGGUUCAACUCGCGAGGUAUCGAUGAUGAUGGGAAUGUCGCAAACUUUGUGGAAAGCGAAACAAUAUACUGGGCGCCGUCGGGAGCUUGCUUCUCUUAUGUGCAGGUGCGAGGAAGUGUACCCAUCUUCUGGGAACAGCAGGCUGGUCUCCUCCCAAACCAACAAAAGAUUACCAUCACCCGGUCGCCGGAAGCUACACAACCCGCCUUUGACAGGCACUUUGAUAAUCUGGAACUCAGCUACGGCACAACUCAUGUUGUAAACCUGCUGAGCAACGAAAAACAAAACGAGUUAGAGUUGACGCAUAGAUAUCGCGGGCAUAUCAGGAAUAGCCCGUUGAACCAAGGAAGCAAUCUUAACGACCGGCAGCAUGACCUCAUCAAGCUUACAGAAUAUGACUUCCAUGCUGAGACACGAGGACCCGGUGGCUAUGAGAUGGCUAGUAUGAUUGCUCAGUGGAUCCAAGGUUCUGCUGAAGGAUUCGGGUACUAUCUCUCUGAAGAUGUGGAAGAGGUGGCCAGACACAAUGGAGAAGACUACGCUGUCCGCCGGACAAUGAGCAUACUGCAACAGGAGGGUGUUUUCCGAACAAACUGCUUGGAUUGCCUUGAUCGAACGAACCUCGUGCAAACCAUCAUCAGCAAGAUGGCACUCGAAAUCUUUUUGAGCCACAAAGGCCUUCGAGCCAGUCAAGACUUCUGGGUCAGACAUUCAAGUAUGUGGGCAGACAAUGGCGAUGCUCUUUCAAAGAUCUAUGCGGGAACUGGAGCGCUGAAGUCCUCAUUUACGCGAUCUGGAAAGAUGUCGCUUGCGGGUGCUCUGGCAGACGCUCGUAAGAGCGCAACCCGAAUGUACAUUAACAACUUUGCGGAUAAAGGGCGACAGAACACCAUCGACAUGCUCCUUGGAAGACUGAUUGGCCAGGUUCCAGUGCAUCUCUAUGACCCGCUCAACGAUUAUGUGGUCGCAGAGCUUGCGCGACGAUCUGCGGAGUAUUCAGAGACCGAGAUGAUCAAUAUUCUCGUCGGAACAUUCAACUUGAACGGAAAAACGAGUGGCAUAAAGAGCGAUCUUUCGCCCUGGCUAUGCCCGGAUGUCGAUCCAUCACAGCAGUGCCCCGAAAUAGUAGCUGUAGGCUUUCAAGAGAUUGUCGAAUUAAGCCCUCAACAAAUCAUGUCGACAGACCCAGACAGACGCGAGGCUUGGGAGGAAGCUGUCAGAAUGUGUCUCAACAAGAAUGCCGAGAAGCACAGAAAAGACGAGUAUGUUAUUCUAAGAGGUGGCCAGUUAGUGGGUGCGAGUUUGUCGGUCUUUGUCCGGGCCGACUGCCUUACGCAUAUCAAGAACGUCGAAGGCGCUCUGAAGAAGACUGGCAUGUCCGGUAUGGCUGGUAACAAGGGAGCCGUAGCUAUUCGAUUUGAGUACGCCAAUACCUCGAUCUGCCUUGUCACGGCCCAUCUCGCAGCUGGUUUUGCCAAUUACGAAGAGCGCAACCGCGACUACAAGACUAUCAGCCAUGGCCUACGCUUUCAAAGGAACCGAUCAAUUGAAGAUCACGACACUGUAAUAUGGCUCGGCGACUUCAACUACCGGAUUGGUCUGAAUAAUGAGAAAGUGCAACGGCUGUGCCAUGUUGGUGACCUCGAGACCUUGUAUGACAACGACCAGCUUAAUCUGCAGAUGGUAGCUGGCUUGACCUUUCCGUACUACUCCGAGGCCCGCAUCACUUUCCCGCCGACUUACAAGUACGACCUCAACAGUAACCAAUACGAUACAUCCGAGAAAGCGCGCAUUCCCGCUUGGUGUGAUCGUGUACUUCGCAAGGGUGAUAACAUCCGACAAAUUCACUACAACGAUGCACCACUUCGUUUCUCUGACCACCGACCGGUCUAUGCUACGUUCCAGAUACUGGUGCAAAGGGUCGAUGAAAAGAAGAAGGAUACCAUGAAGGCUACUUUGUACAAACAGCGAAGAGAAGUGGUUGGCGAUACCCACGCGGCAGGCCGUCUGGGUGAUGAUGAGACGGACGACGAAGAUCUGCUUGGACCCGAGCCACCACCAGCACGCGGCUCACAGAGAGCACGCACAGUCGACUUCAACGGCCCCUCGACCAGUUUACCACCAACGCAGAAGCCCGCGGCUCGUAAGAUGAUCGCUCCGUUGUAUCCGGGUCAUGCCACUCAAAUCCUCGGUUCAGACGGUACGCGAGAUUCGCUCAGCGACCUCCGCCGCAGCGGCUCAAGCGCGUCUACACACUCCCUUCCCAACAGCCUACCUUACCGCGCAUCAAAUACGCUGCCCCAAACACAAUCCUCCAGUAAACCACAAGUCCUCCGCAAACCAGCACCACCACCAAUCCCCAACAAGAAACCCGCUCUCCUUUCUAAAAGUUCCUCUCUAGGACCAACCUUCGCACCCCCUCCACAACGUUACCGUGAUGAUCCCCCGGAAGAAGAAUCGAGGGCAUAUCCUCCGCAGUCAACCAGACGCUCAAUGGCUCCGCCUCCUCAUCUGACCAGGAAACCAGUGCAAAAUCUUAUUGAUGAUGACGGUGACAAGCCGGCAUUGCCGCCGCGCACAGGAAGUGGUGGGAGUAGUAGGAGGAAUCUGAUGGAUGAUGAGCCGGACGAUAUGCGUAAUAUGGGGGAUUGGGAAGUGCUUAGACCUGUAAGGUAA
Messenger RNA from Alternaria arbusti, 3528 nucleotides. RefSeq lists its product as uncharacterized. Gene Ontology annotation, molecular function: phosphatidylinositol-4,5-bisphosphate 5-phosphatase activity; phosphatidylinositol-3,5-bisphosphate 5-phosphatase activity. The record is from RefSeq and is a predicted model, not a curated record. NCBI's taxonomy places the organism in Eukaryota, Fungi, Ascomycota, Dothideomycetes, Pleosporales, Pleosporaceae. Gene Ontology annotation, cellular component: cytoplasm; membrane. The coding region runs from base 1 to 3528 and encodes 1175 amino acids. Gene Ontology annotation, biological process: phosphatidylinositol dephosphorylation. The transcript is spliced from 4 exons.